Plodia interpunctella (Indianmeal moth) is the source of this 2296-nucleotide messenger RNA. RefSeq names its product spatzle 5 (gene spz5). Gene Ontology annotation, biological process: central nervous system formation; innate immune response. The record is from RefSeq and is a predicted model, not a curated record. The transcript is spliced from 8 exons. Gene Ontology annotation, molecular function: growth factor activity; Toll binding. Lineage: Eukaryota; Metazoa; Arthropoda; Insecta; Lepidoptera; Pyralidae. The coding region runs from base 131 to 1372 and encodes 413 amino acids. Gene Ontology annotation, cellular component: extracellular region.
AGGCGCGUCAGUGCUAACUGUGACUCUGACCUGCGCACACGCAACGCGAACAUGCGCGAGUUACCGCCCGCCGAUGUGAGUGCUAGUGUUUAGUGUAGUGGGUGAAGUAAACGAAUAUUGUGGCGGUGUGAUGGCUGUUAAAAUGAAAAGACUUGUUUUACAUUUAAGGACAUUUUUAUUGUUAAUAUGGACGUUAAGCAGCGAGCUCGACGGGUACUCCUGCCCGUACGGCCAGAACUGCGGCUUCGAGCCCGCGCCGCCGGGCCGGGCGCCGGCGUGCGCGCAGCCGGGACUCACCUACUGUCUGUACCCGGAGCCCUACCCAGAACAAAUUAUCCGGCAGCUUAUCGGCGCCGGUCAAUACGACAUACGAACUCUCCUGUCAGACGAAAGCCGUGACGAAUUCAACUCGAACAAGAAGAACGACUAUCCAUACGGCUACGGGCCCAAUUCAUUGCCCCACGUAGACCAGAUCUCGCUGGUCAAUGACCCCUUCCCGAAGAAUAGUUUAAAUAAGUUCCAUAAUAGAUUUAAUACGCACGAUAUUUUCGACGGUAAGACUCCUCUGCAGCCUCCAUCGCCCGUAGACCCGUCACCAUACAACAUCAACACCUUCCAAUCAUCGAACUUCACCAAAUUCGGCUUCCAAGGAUACCAGACUUCCUCCCCAAACUUUUGGAACGUCGGACGAGGUCAUUUCAACGAUAAUGACAAGAAAAUGUAUAGACAGAAUAGUAUUAACCAAAAUUUGGGUUUCGAGAAUGGGUACAAUCCAAAUUUCUAUCAGAACUAUGAAAGUGACUGGUUUCGCCAAGCUGCAAGUGGAGUCACUCAAUAUAACCCUAAUGAAUGGUGGAAAUACGUGUCCCCUUCUCGAGCUGAUGGAACAGUGGAGAGGUCAGUGACCUACCCGAGCCGGUCGUCCGCCAUCAGGUCCAGGAAGCGUCGCAACGCCAAGCUGGUCGCAGAGUCGCAGAAGAGAACGCUGACUGGAGCCGAGGCGUUGAGAAUAGCCCUAGGCUUGGCAAGCGCAGAGACGGAAGCCGAGCGUCCUCGUCGUCAAGCGGCGAACACGGUCGAUCUUUGCCGAAUACGAACCGAGUACAUCACUCCUCGCGCCGCGCUCAACAACAAGGGCAAUUGGCGCUACGUCGUCAACAUGCCAGACAACAUGACGCAGCUAGUCCGGGCCGAGAUUUGCGCCUCGUCUGAGUGCAAUGGACUGUGCACAUUACCUGCAGGAUACAGCUCGCGUUGCGAACAAAAAUACAUACAGAAACGUUUGGUAGCCUUGGAAGCAAGUGGACAAAAUCUCUACACGGACUUAUUCUGGAUACCUAGCUGUUGUCAAUGCACUAUUGUAGCAAAUUAAUGAAUCUAUCAACUUGUGAUCCCAUAAAAUAGGUUAUUACAUGUUUUAAGUAACCUAAACUUCUAGUUUUACUAUUCGAUACUAGAUGGCGCGACUCAGCAACAAAGGUUCUAUGCCACGAUUUCACUGCCUUUUUAAAUAUAAGUAAUUUGACAUAAUGACAAUAAAAUAAAAAUACUUUUAACCAUGUACUUCGACAGAUUUUAUUAUAUUAAUUGCGUGUAUUGAUUAACUAGAUGGCGCCACUAUACGUUGUGUAAAAAGUGAGGCUUGAAGCGUUUAACAUUUUAUUAAUGUAACAUAGAUGUAUAAUAGAAAAAAGGGUUUGUUUAAAAAUAUAUUUUCCUAAAGGCAGAGUAUUAAAAUAGGUGAAUAUUGUAGGUAGAUAUUUCAUUUAUAUUCCUAAUUAGAGCCACGCCCCAUUGCUCCGUUGCGCUCCGUCACGUUGACAUCCGUCGACGGACAACGCAGAAAUUGCAUGGAGAUUCAACGUACAUCAAGGCACGUCAUAACCGGUAGAUAAUAACGGAGCACGACUGAGCGACGGGACAUGCUGGUUUUUGGCACUGCACACUUUUAUCAAGUAUUAAAAUCUAGAUUAAGGAAAUUAAGAAUACUGUGUACAUAUUAGGGAUAGGCAAUUGUGGUUGCAUUUGUUUAUUUAAUUAUUAAUUCUUAAAUAAAUCUAUAAAGUUAGUACUUCUACCUUCAUAAUAAAGUUACAUGGUUUCCCUAUUUUCACAAUUCGCUUUUAAAUAUACGAGUAGCAGUUAAUUCUUACAAUUUUGAAUUUGUUGUAAAUAUUUCUUAUGCGUUAAUAAUUUAGAUAAAAAAAGGCUACGUAAACAUAAACAACUCACUUUUGUAAAAAUAUUGUUCUACUGGUGUGUAAAUAUACUUGCAAUAAAUCUUAAAAUAAUAAAA